Molecule: messenger RNA, 2572 nt
Organism: Lepidothrix coronata (blue-crowned manakin)
Lineage: Eukaryota; Metazoa; Chordata; Aves; Passeriformes; Pipridae
Gene: TMEM255A
Product: transmembrane protein 255A
Exons: 9
Coding region: 32-1003 (323 amino acids)
Source: RefSeq, a predicted model, not a curated record
CGGCUGCGGCGGGAGCGGCGGCACCGGCACCAUGCGGCAGUCCCUGACUCAGCAGCGCCCGGGCGGCGUGGCCCUGCCCGACUCCGUGGGGUCGUUCAAUAGAAGAAAAAGAAAUUCCCUCUACGUAACUGUGACUCUCCUCAUUGUGUCAGUAUUAAUUCUAACGGUGGGCCUAGCUGCUACAACAAGAACCCAAAAUGUGACUGUUGGAGGUUAUUACCCAGGGGUUAUUCUUGGUUUUGGGUCGUUUCUUGGAAUAAUCGGAUCAAACUUGAUAGAAAACAAAAGGCAAAUGCUGGUUGCAUCGAUCGUCUUCAUCAGCUUUGGUGUCAUUGCUGCGUUCUGCUGUGCCAUAGUAGACGGUGUCUUUGCUGCCAGACACAUAGACCUGAGGCCGCUGUACGCGGGGCGAUGUCAGUACUACUCCAAGAGCACGACCCCGCCUGAGGCGAUCUGUCACCCACAACGCCGUGCCCCCUGCACACCAAAAAUAAAAACCAAUACCUGCUUCUGCUGUGACCUGUACAACUGUGGGAACAGAGUGGAGAUUUCUGGAGGCUACUAUGAAUACAUUGAUGUCAGCAGCUGCCAGGACAUCAUCCACCUUUACCACUUGCUCUGGUCAGCAACCAUUCUGAACAUAGUGGGGCUAUUCCUGGGGAUCAUUACAGCAGCAAUCCUUGGAGGCUUUAAAGACAUGACUCCUUCCCUCCCUACGCUGAACUGUACGGUUGAAAAUGCACACCCUUCAGUGACCUACUACUCAAGGCCACAAGUGACAUCUUACAACACCUACUACCACAGCACUCCUCACCUGCCUCCCUACUCUGCAUAUGACUUUCAGCAUUCCAGCGUGUUUCCAGCCUCCACUCCUUCUGGCCUCUCCGAUGACCCCCAGUCCAUGUCUCCAUCUCCCAGCUAUAUGUGGGCCUCUAAUGCACCGCCUCGUUACUCGCCACCCUAUUUUCCCCCUUUUGAAAAGCCACCACCUUACACACCAUAAAGAAUGUGGGAAAGGAGACAAAAAUGCUUGCCAUCGAAAUAAUUGUGAACAUUUUGUAUUUAUAUUUUACUGUGGGAGGCAGCAGGAGGAUAGAUACAGAACAGAAUUGCAAAUACAAAUAUUAGAUUGGACUGUUCUUUCUUGCGAGACUUAUUUCAGAAGUUCAGCAAUGGCCUGUGACGGAGGGGACAGACUGCUGAUGUUUUAAAGUGUUGGUGAGUAGCAGGUGACCUAAAUGUCAGCCUCUUUGGUUCAUGUAGUCCUUGAUUUUUAAUAAAGUGAUCCAACACAGAUGACAGAUUCUGGUCUGCCUUACUCCAUCUUGUGCCAAGCUGAAGUAAGGGUAGCCAGGAUCGACAGUUGCCAGAGACUAUCCAUCUGUUUAAGGUGAGGGUGCUCACAGACAGCGUGACUCGACACUGGUUUUGUUUGGCCUUCAGGCUCCAAUUGCUGGGAUUUUGGGCAGGGAGGCACAGGACUUGGCUCACAUCACUUGUUGGUUACAGCCUACACAGUGGAAAAAUCUUGGGAGAACUGCGACAGUGUCUCGAACUUCAACCCUAUUGAAAAGAGGUAACAUCCUAGGAUAGUCUGGUAGAUUGUAGCAAAACAACUGGAACAUUGCUUUUUUGAGGGGGAGGGAAUCUUUAAUAGGCAAGCUGUUUUUAUUUCAGAAUUCUUCUUCAAGUGAAAUGGAAGGUGAAAUGGAGUUGUCUCUCUCUGAAUUCUGUGUAAGUAAAGCUGAAGUCAAGUAUUUUGGGUGGUUGCACUGCCUAAAUCACCCUUGUAUUCCUAUAAAGAGCAUCAGAAGCUGUCCACAAGUCACUGAAACAGUGCAGUGAAAACAUAAUGUAUUUAUUUAUUUCCCUUUUGUUUGGUUGGGAUUUUUUUUUUAAGCUUGUACUUUUAACUUUUUUAAUGGACUGAAUCAGCUCCCUGAAUAAGCACUGUUUUAGUAGCUGUAUUAUGGGCUGCACAUAAGGAAUAUCCACUACUAGUUCUCCAAGACAUAAGUCUCACACAGUAAAAUUCAACACCCUGUAAUAUAGGAUGAAACUGAGGAAUUUGCAAUUACUGUUGUGACUUUCAUUUAAUCUUCAGCUGAUGACUAUGCUGACUGAUCUAGAUUAAAGCAGAUUUUGCAUGCAUCCUGCAUAACAAAAGAAGGUCAGCUUUGAUAUGUGACACACUGACCUGUAAAAUGUGGUUCUACUCCAGGAAGUGAUUUCAGAUGACAGUGUUCAGAUCUGAGCUGCUCAACCUGAGCGUUCUCAGCUGCUUACUUCAGGGAUACAAAUAACGUAUUGACAUUUUACUACUUAUUUCCUAAAGAUUUAAUUUCCUUGGCAUCAGUUUGCUGACUCUAAUCCUCAGUUGCCUACCUUUACUUGCAACUGAUGCAGACCAAAAGGCAUCUAGAAGUUAAAUCUGGCUUUCAGAAUCAAAAAGUGGAAUAUAUGCUAGUGGGGUGGGGGAAAAUCCAGUUGGAUUUUAAAUUGUGGCAUGUACUUUUAAUCUAUUAAAAAAAAAAAAAAUUAAAAUCAAUUAAAAUGCUGUCAACAUGGAAAA